UACUAGUUUUGUAAAAAAUUGUUUUUAACCACUGUAGCUGUCCUUUUUCAAAACCCUAUUUCACGUCAGCCACGUCCUACCCACCAGCAACUGCACUCCGCCCGGACCCCCGCCACCACCGACUCAGCGGUGUCGCCGCACGCUGCACUAUCAGCUGCUCAAUUGCCGUCGCCUCCUCCCUCUCACACUCUCUCGCCUCUCCGAGCAACCAGAGUUACAUAUCUCUGUUUUGUUUCUCAGAAACACAGUAAUUCAGCCCCUAACCGGCGCCGUUGGUGAAAUGGUGCCACUGCCCCUCAUUUCUCAGAUCCCCAAGUUCAAUCAAGUUUCUAGAUUUUGUGUGGCCAUGAAGAAGCAUGAAGAAACCGUUGUAGCUUCAAGUGAUCGCUAUGAGAUGAGGAUUCCACAUGUGUUGAGUGUUGCUGGUUCUGAUUCAGGAGCAGGGGCUGGAAUCCAGGCGGAUCUUAAAACUUGUGCUGCUCGUGGAGUGUACUGCUCCACUGUGAUAACUGCUAUUACUGCACAGAACACUGUGGGAGUUCAGGAUGUAAACAUUGUGCCGGAGGGAUUUGUUUCAGAGCAGCUGAAAUCUGUUCUCUCUGAUAUGCAAGUGGAUGUGGUGAAAACAGGAAUGCUACCUUCUACUGGCAUUGUUCGGGUUCUACAUCAAUGCUUGAAGGAGUUUCCUGUUCAAGCUUUGGUGGUUGAUCCUGUCAUGGUGUCUACCAGUGGAGAUGUUCUGGCUGGUCCUACCAUUAUUUCAGUGUUACAGAAAGAGCUUCUACCAAUGGCUGACUUGGUAACUCCAAAUUUGAAGGAAGCAUCUGCCUUACUUGGUGGUAUGCCACUUAAAACAAUUUCUGACAUGCGUCAUGCUGCAACAUUAAUCCAUCAGAUGGGAUCAAAAAAUGUACUUGUCAAAGGUGGGGACCUUCCUGAUUCAUUGGAUGCCGUUGAUAUAUUCUUUGAUGGCAAGGAUUUGCAUGAGCUACGAUCUUCGCGAAUAAAGACUCGCAACACUCAUGGUACUGGAUGCAGCUUAGCAUCAUGCAUUGCAGCUGAACUUGCUAAAGGGUCUUCAAUGUUCUCAGCUGUCAAGACAAGCAAACAGUUUAUUGAAAGAGCAUUGAAGUACAGCAAGGACAUCGGCAUUGGAAAUGGACCUCAAGGGCCAUUCGAUCAUCUAUGCCGUCUCAAGAGUCGAGAACAAAGUUCCUAUAGACAAGGCUGUUUCAAUCCAGCUGACUUAUUCUUGUAUGCCGUUACGGACUCAGGUAUGAAUAAGCGUUGGGACCGUUCUAUCAGUGAUGCUGUUAAAGCUGCAGUGGAAGGAGGUGCUACUAUUAUUCAAAUAAGGGAAAAAGAGGCUAAAACUCGCGAUUUCUUGGAAGCAGCAAAGUCAUGUAUAAAAAUUUGUCACGCACAUGGAGUUCCAUUGUUGAUCAAUGAUCGUAUUGACAUUGCACUAGCGUGUGAUGCUGAUGGUGUACAUGUUGGACAGUCCGAUAUUCCUGCUCAUGAGGUUCGCAGACUUCUUGGCCCCAAUAAGAUCAUCGGUGUGUCGUGCAAGACACCGGAGCAAGCGGAACAGGCAUGGCUUGAUGGGGCAGAUUACAUUGGGUGUGGUGGAGUUUAUCCCACAAACACAAAAGCAAACAAUCUGACUGUUGGGAUUGAAGGAUUGAAAAGAGUUUGCUUAGCUUCGAAAUUGCCUGUGGUUGCAAUUGGUGGUAUUAAUCAUAGUAAUGCUGCUGCUGUGAUGGAAAUUGGUGUCCCAAAUCUUAAAGGUGUUGCUGUUGUGUCAGCUCUUUUUGAUAGGCAAUGUGUUUUAGAGGAAGCCUUAAAGUUACAUGCAACUUUAGUGGAGGCUACAACAUCAAAUGUUUGAAUAAUUUAUAAUGCUUUGAUUUUUGUAGAAACUUUGAAAUAAAAAUAAUUGUCACAAUGUGACUAUACAAUAACAAUAUAUUAUAUAUAUCAUAUGAGAUUCUAUUCAUACAAA
Messenger RNA from Benincasa hispida (wax gourd), 2002 nucleotides. It is a transcript of the gene TH1, whose product is annotated as thiamine biosynthesis protein. The record is from RefSeq and is a predicted model, not a curated record. Gene Ontology annotation, cellular component: chloroplast. Gene Ontology annotation, biological process: thiamine biosynthetic process. NCBI's taxonomy places the organism in Eukaryota, Viridiplantae, Streptophyta, Magnoliopsida, Cucurbitales, Cucurbitaceae. Gene Ontology annotation, molecular function: thiamine-phosphate diphosphorylase activity; phosphomethylpyrimidine kinase activity; hydroxymethylpyrimidine kinase activity.